Messenger RNA from Amaranthus tricolor (Joseph's coat), 3092 nucleotides. RefSeq lists its product as uncharacterized. Lineage: Eukaryota; Viridiplantae; Streptophyta; Magnoliopsida; Caryophyllales; Amaranthaceae. The coding region runs from base 394 to 2952 and encodes 852 amino acids. The record is from RefSeq and is a predicted model, not a curated record. The transcript is spliced from 3 exons.
GAAAUCCAAACAAGCACUCUCUCUCUAUCAAUGAAACGAAACGCUCACAUAAUCAUUCUCUCUCAUCUCUUAUUUAUUUCUAUUUUUAAUUAAAUUUAUUGAAAAGCAUCAAAAUUUGGUGAAUUUCCGUAGGAUUUUGGUGAAAUGCAGGAGGAAUAGAGAAGUAAUUGGAUACCUUACUUUGCUUUCAAUUUAAGUACAAAUACGACUACAUCACUUCACUUCUUCAUUCAAUUUCAUAAGUUUUCCCAGAUUUCUUUACACGACUAUGAACUAGAUUUUAUUCAGCAUUUCACAGAACAAAACAGAAGAAUUUUAUUUAUAAUGGUUAUGGUAUACCCAAGAGCGCCUUGUAGCUACUGAGCUAGUACAUUGUUUUAAUAAGCUGAAAGCAUGCCUUCCCGGGCAUCAACAUCAGCUGCUCAUAAUGGCCAUGGCUUGGAGAGGAGAAGAUCAUCUAGACAGCACCAAAUAUCAAGAUUUGCAUCAGAUCAGAAGCCAUUAUCGCCUCGAUCUAGUCAAGGUUUGAAGUUUAAAGAUAAGGCUGUUAAAACAGAGAAUUCCAUCUGCCCUCCACAUUCCAAUCUUCCUUUUGAGUUUGUGAAGAAUGCAAAUAAUGUUUUCGUUGUACAGACAAAGUCUUCAGGUAAUCAACAACAGCCUAAGUUAUGGAUGGGUUCGAGCAAGGAGGAUGAGCUUAUCAAGUACAUGUCUAAGGUGCCGGGUUAUCUUCAAAGAGGGGAAAAGCUCCAAGAUAAUAAUGUGUUGAACUUUGGUGUUCUUGAUUGGGGGCGUCUUGAGCAAUGGACCCAUAAACGUGAUAAGCUUCAAGUGGAUGAUAGAGUCGUUAGAUCUGUCGCUGGUAGUUGCUCUUCAUCUGAAACAGAUAUUCGUUCGAAGAACCAUUCCAGUAUCUCUGAUAGUAAACAGGUCCGUACAGUUGAUUUUUCCCCUGUAGUUAAACCUCUUAGUCAAAAGUCACUUAACUGCACAGACCAAUCUUCGUUAAAUAAUUUCAUCAAUCAGAAGGAAGCGUGCAAAAAAGAUACUUCUCGAAAAAGAGAUGCUGUAAAUUCUAAGUAUUCCAAAUGCAAGGAAAGGUUAUUGGGUCAAAAUAGUGGUUUACUGAAAGGGAAAUCAUCAUCACAUAUGAGUAAUUCUGAUCAUGAGUUCGUACAACCAGUGAGCAAAAACCUUAGCAAUCAGGAAUCGGAUGCCCUAAAAUGUGCUCGAACUAUCAAAGAAGUUGGACUAGAGCCUCCUCAUCAGUAUGGCUCUGGUAAGCAGGAGAGCAUUGUUCUUCUUUUGCCCAAAGAUUUCUCGGGUUCUGGAACCUCAGAGGUUCCUCAUAGAGCAUCGCUUGAUGGGAAGUCAGCCGAGGAUAACUGGGGUAGCUUCUCUGAUAUAUUCUCUGUUGAUGAGAUCCAGCCAGAUGAGUCCUUUUCCGAAAUUCCACAUUCUUGUCCCUUGAAUUCUGCGAUUGAAACCGAGACAGAAUUGGACUUGGAUUUGAAGCUUGAUACUUUAAUCAAAUCACAGGGGCUUGAGGUUCCAGUAAACCCAUCACAGAUGCCCAUACAUUCAAUCGAAAAACACGCAGAAGUAGCAAAAAAUAGUGACCCAAAUGAGAAUACUCAAAGCUCUUCAGCUGAUAUUUCUGGGGAUAGGUCGAGACAUCGUGGGUUUACCUUUGGCCUAGGUAAGAUGACGAGAAGUCUUAGUUUUAGGGAGAGUUCAGCUCAACCUCCCCUGAGUUCUACUUAUGUGACUGCUGUGUCUGGUCCUGCUACAUCGGAUUGUGCCACCAAUAGCCAUUCUCAUAAUGACCAGAGGGGAACCAUGAAUGGCAGAGCAAAAUCUACCCCUUUAAGAAGAUUACUAGACCCACUAUUAAAAUCCAAGAUUGCAAACCAUUUGAAUGAACACUCAAGAAUGAAGCCACCACCAAUUUCUAUAGACUUGCCUGAGAACGAAAAACCCGAGGCAUCAACCAUCAAAGCACUUUUGAAUCUUACAAUUAAGAAUGGGUUACUUUUAUUCAAGUUCGUUGUUGAAGAAACAGAUGAGAUUUUUGCUUCGACAGUAAAAACUAUAAGCACACUUGCAAAGGAUGAUAUGAGCUGGUUAUACACAUUCUACUCUGUUCAUAGAAUCAGAAAGCGGAAUGUUGGCUGGAAAAGUCAGAAAGUAAAACCUUGUGGAUUCGGGUACAAUGUUGUUGGUCAAAUGAAAGUUUCAGAACCGUGUUUUCCAAGCUGGUGCAAGGAAAAACCCGAUGAAACACAACUGGUAAGAGAGUGUAUCUUGUAUAAUGUAGACAAAAGCAAGCCAGAAGCUGCAACUUCAGAUAUAAAGACCGGCAGAGAGUUGGCUGCCAUAGUCGUAAGCAUACCUAAAAGUACUAUGAAAUGCAGCAACUUUUAUAACAAGUAUAAUCUCGAUGAGUGGUUUUCAAACUUGGAACUUGAAAAAUUGGGUCAAACAGUUGUGAUACUACCAGGAGGUGACCAUAGCUUGCCUCAUGAAGGUAGUGUACCUUCGUCUUUGAUUAAUCGUUGGAGAUCAGGCGGAUUAUGCGACUGUGGAGGGUGGGAUGUUGGCUGUAAAUUAAGGAUUCUAACAGAUAAACGGCAACAACAGAAGUACCUACAAGUUCAAUGUGAUCUUUAUGAUCAGGGCGAACCGAAGGGAGGCAGACCGUUCUUUAGUUUGAUUCCUCUUCGAGAUGGGCUGUUCUCUGUGGAAUUUGAUGCCAAAAUUUCAUCUUUGCAAGCGUUUUCAAUUUCUGUAGCACUUAUCAGCAGUCGAACACAGUGUCAUUCGACAAAUGGAACCGACCAGCUUGAUACUAAACAUGAGUUUUGUAAAAAAAAGGGAUCCAAGACUUCAAAGAAAGAAGGCCCUGAAAAGCACCCCCCAUUUCCACCCUUAUCCCCAGUUGGGAGAGUAUAAGUCAUGCUAGUAGUAAUGGAAGUAGACUUACAGACAAAUCCUUUACUUAUAAAGGGUUGUAUUCCCAGCUUUGUAAUCAAGUAUUAUAUGUUGAUAGGCCCUUCAGUAUAUCAUUAAUAAAGGUUACACGUAUGCAGAUA